Perca flavescens (yellow perch) is the source of this 1406-nucleotide messenger RNA. Its product is annotated as butyrophilin subfamily 2 member A1-like. The record is from RefSeq and is a predicted model, not a curated record. Gene Ontology annotation, cellular component: external side of plasma membrane. The coding region runs from base 168 to 866 and encodes 232 amino acids. Gene Ontology annotation, biological process: negative regulation of T cell proliferation; cellular response to lipopolysaccharide; T cell costimulation. NCBI's taxonomy places the organism in Eukaryota, Metazoa, Chordata, Actinopteri, Perciformes, Percidae. The transcript is spliced from 3 exons.
CCGGGCUCACGGCGAAAUGAAGAACGUCGGUGAAAAAGACCGAGAGUCUCACCGCCGCCGUUUGGUACCGAGGAGAGAUCCCGCACUCGGAGAUAUCCCGCACUCGGAGGGAUCCCGCACUUUGUGCCCUUACAAGAUGCUGCAGGCCGGCUUCCCUGUUCAUCACCAUGGCACCAGCUGGGUCUCUCCUGCUGCUCUGGGCACUGACCACCGCCGCCGCAUCUAACGACACAAAGAAUAUCACAGCAAAGCCUGGAGAGGACGUCCCUCUUCGCUGUCAGGCUCCCAGAGGUGCUGACAUCGCACUGAUAGAGUGGAACAGACCUGACCUGGAGUCAAGGAAAUAUGUCUUCUUCCUCCGAGAAAACAGCCCAAAUGAGAAGUACCAGCUCCCCUCGUAUCGUGGUCGAGUGAACCAGAGGGAUCCGGAGAUGAAGGACGGAGACGUUUCUGUUGUUCUGAAGAACGUCAGCGUCAACGACAGCGGAACAUACGAGUGUCGAGUUGGAAUCGGGGGGAGAGACACACCUAAACUCUACAGCACCAUCCAGCUGAAUGUCUCAGUCUCAGGUCACACAGCUGGAGACAAAGGAGACAAGGAUGGAGGAGACAAGGAUGGAGGAGACAUCAACAGACAUUAUGGACUGAUAGCAGCUCUGCCAGUUGUUGUUGUUGUUGUUGGGAUGAUAGUUUUGUUCAUUCUCUGGGUACGUAAAAGACCUCAAAAUAAUAAUCCUGCUGAUGAAGAAGGUGGCCCACGGCAGGACACACUCCUGGACCAAAGACCUAUAAAUAAUAAUUUUACUGACGCCGAAGCUACAGGCUGCACACGCUACCACAGACGGCAGACAAGUUCUGGCGGCUGAUCGCACCUGUCCACCAGAGUAGCAGGGCUACAUAGGGCUACAUUCCCAGUCCCAUUGCUGAGUAAAUUGAACCUUUAUUUUGAAAUCUCAGAAAUCAUUGAGGUCUCACUCGUUUUUUAAUGAUGCAGAGAUACGAGAAACAAAUCAAACACAAAACAAAUACAUAAUACUCAUUACACGACACUGUACUAUUAGAUCCGACUAGGCAAUCUGAUUGUUCUCUGACAACUCCGCUGUUAGCCUCAUCACAGAUGGGGACGACAGGGAGUACAGAGAACUUAACAAAGACUUCGUGGACUGGUGCCAGCGGAGCCACCUCCACAUCAAUGCUGGGAAAACCAAGGAGCUGGUGGUGGAUUUCCGAAGGAGCAUCGAUAUGGUUAAAUCAUAUGAGUACCUGGGUGUUCACCUGAACAAUAAACUGGACUGGACAGACAACACCACAUCACUUUACAAAAAAGGCCAGAGCAGACUGUAUCUGCUGAGGAGACUCAGGUCCUUUGGACAUUCUAUGACUCUGUGGUGGCAUCAGCCAUACUC